CUAGACUGGCCAAGGCAGACCUGUUACACUUGCCUGAGUUAGGCAUUGUUUGCCAUGCCACUAAACCUGCCGCCAAGUGAAACCUUCAUUGGGGAAAUGAGAUCGGAGUCUGAACCGCAGAAGAUGGACGCCCUGUCUCUGUUUUUAUUGUUUUACUUUAAUUUUAUUUCUUUUUAUUUUGUCCCUUUUUUUUGUUUGUUUUGUUUUUGUUUUGUUAAAUCUUUCACUUUUAACUUGUGAGCUGGUCUUCCAGUUCUUUGUAAAUGGUAUUCCAUUAAGAGUUCAUAACGUGUUGCAAAUUUAUGGGGGAAUGAUUACCAGAACUCAACCUUUAGAUGAACUGAAUUGCCAUGCAGUAAGUUAGAGUAUAGCUGAAAAGAUGCUCAGUGCUUUUAAUUGGUCUUUGUGGGUUGAUGAGGUACAUUUUGAUCUUCAAACAUUAAAGCACUUACGAGAAUCUUAGGAACAUUUUCUAGAUGGGCUCAGUGCUUAUUAUUUUUUCCCCAAGUCUACAUCUCUCAUAAAAACCAACUGAUGGCUUAUAAUUUUUAUCCUUCCCCUAGAACUGUAGGCAUAUAAAACCAUCAAGGAAAAUAAGUGCAUUUCUUUUACCAUCUUGAAGUGACGCAGCCAACACGAACGGUUGUCAUGUGUAACACAACUUUCGAUCACCGCGAAAACAGCGUCCUGGGAAAGCGUCCAUGCUUGAUAUCGUUUGGUUCAUGAACAUUAAGUUUCCAGUACAGGUAAAAUCCCAGAGGAAGCCAAAGCCCUGUCUUUACUGGCUCCUGCUCCAACCAUGGCAAGCUUGGUUCCGGGUGCAGGACUGCUCCCCAUACCGACCUCCAGUCCUCUGACGGCAGUGAGUAGUCUUGGUGUUUCACUUAGCAGUUUGGGAGCCAUACCAGCAGCAGCACUGGACCCAAAUAUUACCACACUUGGAGAGAUCCCACAGCCACCACUUAUGGGAAAUGUGGAUCCUUCCAAAAUUGAUGAAAUUAGGAGAACAGUUUAUGUUGGAAAUUUGAAUUCACAGACAACAACAGCUGAUCAACUACUUGAAUUUUUUAAACAAGUUGGAGAAGUGAAGUUUGUUCGGAUGGCAGGUGAUGAGACUCAGCCAACUCGGUUUGCUUUUGUGGAAUUUGCAGACCAAAAUUCUGUGCCGAGGGCCCUUGCUUUUAAUGGCGUUAUGUUCGGAGACAGGCCGCUGAAAAUAAAUCACUCCAACAAUGCAAUAGUAAAGCCUCCUGAGAUGACCCCUCAGGCUGCAGCUAAGGAGUUAGAAGAAGUAAUGAAGCGAGUGCGGGAGGCUCAGUCAUUUAUCUCAGCAGCUAUUGAACCAGAGUCUGGAAAGAGCAAUGAAAGGAAAGGCGGUCGAUCUCGUUCCCACACUCGCUCAAAGUCCAGGUCUAGCUCAAAAUCCCAUUCUAGAAGGAAGAGAUCACAGUCAAAGCACAGGAGUAGAUCCCAUAACAGGUCACGUUCAAGACAGAAAGAUAGACGUAGAUCCAAGAGCCCACAUAAGAAACGCUCUAAGUCUCGGGAGAGGCGGAAGUCACGGAGCCGGUCACGGUCUCGGGACAAGAGAAAAGAUACCCGUGAAAAGGUGAAGGAAAAGGAAAGAGUGAAGGAGAGAGAGAGAGAAAAGGAGAGAGAAAGGGAAAAGGAUCGUGAAAAAGACAAGGAACGGAGUAAAAACAAAGACAAAGACCGUGAGAAAGAAAAGGAUCAUGAAAAGGAGCGAGACAAAGAGAAGGAGAAGGAACAGGAUAAAGACAAGGAACGAGAAAAAGACAGAUCUAAAGAGACAGAUGAAAAACGGAAGAAGGAUAAGAAGUCCAGAACACCACCCCGAAGUUACAAUGCAUCAAGAAGAUCUCGUAGUACCAGCAGGGAAAGGCGGAGGAGGAGGAGCAGGAGUUCUUCCAGAUCACCAAGGACAUCAAAGACCAUAAAGAGAAAGUCUUCCAGGUCUCCAUCUCCCAGGGGCAGAAAUAAGAAAGAUAAGAAGAGAGAAAAAGAACGGGACCACGUCAGUGACAGGAGAGAAAGAGAGCGUUCCACCUCCACCAAAAAGAGUUCUGGUGACCGAGAUGGGAAGGAGAAGGUGGAGAAGACCAACACGCAAGUUAAGGAGAAGGCAGAUUCCAGUGUGAGCAAAGAUGCAGGGGACAAGGACUCACCAAGGACUGAGGAAGAAAACAAAGUGCAGCAGAAUGGGAAUUGCCAGCCAAAUGAAGAGAGCCUCUGUAGCCAAGCCGACGCCGUGUAGGCCCGCCAGCUACAUCUCCCUCCAGGUGGGAGCAAACCCAAAGCUUUCAGUUCACAGCAAGGUGGAAACGGGAAGAAACACAUGUGUGGAAACUAACAGCUUUUCCAGCUAUGAGGUGACAUUGUGGGCAUCUUGUUAUGGAGCGUGGACAUCAUGAAAUGCCAGAUGUUACCCAAACUCACCAUCUUCUGAAGUCUGCGUUUCCAUGGUGGCUGUCACACUUGUCAUGCAGUGCAUUAGUGUUUGCCAGGAGCAUUGCAGAGAAAUUGAACAUCAAAGAUGCAGAGUGGAACUAUCCCUAAAGACUAGAGAUGAGCAUUGGAGGCUCUUACAAAAUGCUAGUUACUGAAUUUUGUAUUGUUUUACUUUUUUAAAAAAAAAUUGAAUAUGUACAGUUUGAUGAUGUGCUUGAAAUUUGUGCAGAUAUACACACUCUUGUAAAGUGCAAAGUAUGUAAGAAGUUUUAACAUUCACUUCACAGGGCUUACAGUGAUUGUGGUAAAUUCUCACUAUUGUGUUUUCUUUUGCUCACUGUUUUGGACAUCAGUUUUUCUUUAAAACAGUUUCUACAGAUUAAAGCUGCCUAAAUAUGUGGAUUAAAAACCAACUGACAAUGCAUGCUACUGUUCUCUUUUAAAAAAAAAAGAACAACUGUGUCGAAUACUACUAACAUGUCAGUAUUCGAUGUUUAGAAUCAUUGGGUCUGCCACACAAUGAGCGUUUCUUCUUAAACUUUGUUGAUAUUUUCAAGCUCAUGAAAAAAAUUUGCAGUGUGUCUUGCCAGCCAUAGGUGGCAAAGAUGCCUUUAUAAAAAGGAAACUGAAUUUUCAAAAUGGGCUAGGGAGCACAAGCUGAAGCUUUAGUGCCUUCUACAAUGUGUGGUGUGCUGCUUUCUAGGAUCUUCUGUGUGCCAGUCAUUGUCAGUUCAUAUGGAAUCUAGAUGGCUGUGUUCUAGUCACACCCAUUGGGAAGUGUGUGCGUCGUGUGUCAGAAGCACUUCUUAAUUCAGUUAAGUAAAGAAAGUCCUGUUUACAAGACUUGGGGAGUUUCAGACAACAAUGUAGUUUUGGGACCACCAGUUUUCUACUGUGAUGAUUAAAAAGGAGAGGAGACAUGCUCUUAGAUCAGAUCAGAGGAAACCUACCAACUGACUUCAUUGGAUGGCCUUAAUAUUACCUCGCAGUCAUUUUCUCCUAAUGAUGCCGAGAUUAUUCUUAAAGGAAGGACUGGGAUCAUAUGGAGGUGGUUUUGUAUUUAACGAUUUGCUUAUGCGAGUUUAAGACACAGGGUCAUCCAUCAGUCUUGGGCUCAGCUUUUUGCAGAAGGUAUGCAAGUAGUAAAAUGACAUCUGUGUUAAUGUUUUCUUCAAAACUAUAAAUUCUAAUUAAUGCACUGUUGAUUGUUAAUAGUUCCAAAACAAACAAAAACCCACUUUCAAUUUGCAAAGGUUAUUUGAAAAUCAAGUGUAAUUAUUUUAAUACAACCUAAUACAAUCAAAUUACUUAGUUGCCUUACCUCACGGGGGAAGAGUUACUUUCACAGAUUUAAAAAGCCAGGUAGCACUUUAGUUAUUUGGUUUCAACUUGAGUCUUGUUUUCACAUUAAUACUGUUGAAACUAUAAUUUAAAGAAUAGAAAGGCCCUUUCUGCAAAUCAUAAAGCCUGGUUCGAUUAUGAAGCUGCUUGAUCAUCUUCAGGUGUUCAGAAUUACUGUGUGUAUAUGUGUGUGUUCUUUUUUGUCACUGUGUACAUUAAACUUUUGGAAAAUACUUUACUAUGUAAAGUAUAGAUGGCCGUUUAAAUCACUUAGCCACAUACGGUUGGCUGGCAAACAGCUUAUUCUGAUACAGAAAUACUUGGGCACCUGUGGAAAGAUUGUGAAGGAGUGUGUCUCGCUUUAACCGCUGUCUUAUUUAUGAUAUGUAACUAGAAUAGAGCAAAUGUUUGAAUCUUUGUUAUUUUUUAGUACCAUUUCUCUAAUAAAGUUGAGUAUUUUAGAGGAAAGACUCUUUAGUUUCAUCCUGCUCUUGUUUUGUUUGGCAUAUGGAGGGUCCGGGACAAUGCAGGCUUUUUCAUUGUCUCUAAAACAGCCCUUUGAAGUUGAGGUGUUUUCCUCCCCUGUGGACCGUUAAAAAUGUUUUCAUGGUGGAUAUUAACAUUUAAUUCCUACUGCUAAGUACUUUUUAUGCAGGUAUUUAUUUUGCUUAAAUAAUCAUUAAUGUAGAAAAUGGUUUUGAAAACUCAGAAUGACUAGGAACACAAGCGAAAGUGAAUUCAGAUGCUGUAGAAUUUGUUUUUCUUAGAAGCAACACUCGCUGGCAUGAGGGAGACAGGUACGCCUAUUUAUUCAUUUACUGUUUUUUGUUAAGGUGUUUUAUUUCUUUCAAGAAUAUUGUUUUUCACCCAAGAUAGAUGGCUGUCAGGACAACCUGAGGUAAGCUGAGAGGAGCCACUCUGACUGACGGCGAGUGUGGUUGUUCUUUUCCUCACUGUGGGCAGUUGAUGCUGUGGGUGGCUUCCCUGUGCACACUGAGCUGGUAUAGGCACCUACCUGGUGGCUGCACAGUGAAGGACUAGCUAACUUAGACAAAAAAAAUUACUGCUCAGCCUGUAAUCUCCAUGUUUAGAAUUCUUUUUUUGAACAGAUUCAGUGUCUGUUAUGUAUUUAUCUUUAUGUUAGAGGCUUAAAUUUUUAUAUACUCAAUUACAAAUAAAAACCAAUGUUUAUAAUCA
Meriones unguiculatus (Mongolian gerbil) is the source of this 5007-nucleotide messenger RNA. It is a transcript of the gene Srek1, whose product is annotated as splicing regulatory glutamic acid and lysine rich protein 1. Gene Ontology annotation, cellular component: nucleoplasm. Gene Ontology annotation, molecular function: RNA binding. The transcript is spliced from 12 exons. NCBI's taxonomy places the organism in Eukaryota, Metazoa, Chordata, Mammalia, Rodentia, Muridae. The record is from RefSeq and is a predicted model, not a curated record. The coding region runs from base 800 to 2275 and encodes 491 amino acids.